CCGCUUACACAGCCAAGACAGCCUGCUGUGCUGUGCCUCCUGUCUCAAGACGGACAGUUGCUGAUGUUUGCUUUGCAGUCCCCCACGUCGCUUGGGCCGCCCAGCUAAACACGGCCUCCGAAAUAAAAGGUUCUGUCGAUUAUAGAGACCACUUCAACAUCGUAGACUACCGAGACCCUACUCUGGUGUCUUUGAUUACCAACAUUGAAGUCAAUCUGAAGCUACUUUCACCUCCCAUUCACAACAACGCAGCCAUGGCUACCGACGCUUCAAACGGCACUUCUUUGGAUUUCACAACAUUUCAAAAUGUCAUUGAUGGAAAAGUCGUUGGCACAGCCAAGACGCGACACACCGUCAGCCCUUCCACUCUGGAAGAUAACCCGCCACUUCCUCUAAGUACGUCCGAAGACGUGGACAAGGCAGUGACAGCAGCCCAGAAGGCAGCAACAGAAUGGGCUCAGGUCCCCUGGGACGCGCGAAAGAAGGCUUUGGAGGGCUUCAUCGAGGCCCUGGAGGCAGAAGCGGAGGGUUUUGUGCAGAUGCUCAACAAGGAGCAAGGGAAGCCGCUCCUGUGGGCUCGGCAUGAGGUUUCCAUGGGGGUGAGCUUCCUCAAAGGCUUCUGCGGCUUGUCUCUUCCUGAGGAAGUUCUUGAGGACACGGCCGAGCGCAAAAUUACCACACACUACACGCCUCUUGGUGUGGUUGUCGGGAUUGUUCCUUGGAACUAUCCUGUCUUCCUUGCGUGUGGGAAGAUUGGCCCUGCCCUGCUGACCGGAAAUGCCUUCAUACUGAAGCCGUCCCCGCUCGCUCCAUACUCUGCUAUGAAGCUUGUUGAGCUUGGGGCGCGCUUCUUCCCCCCGGGCGUUCUCCAGGCUCUGAGCGGAGAUAACGACCUUGGCCCUCACUUCACGGCACAUCCAGGCGUAGACAUGAUCAGCUUCACAGGCUCUGGUCCGGUUGGAAAGCUGAUCGCCAAGUCGUGCAGUGCGACCCUCAAGCGAGUGACGCUCGAGCUAGGUGGUAAUGAUCCUGCUAUUGUGUGUGCCGACGUCGAUGCGGCAGCCACGGCUGGUAAGGUGGCAUUGUUUGCGUUCUGCAACUCGGGCCAGAUAUGCAUGGCCAUUAAGCGUGUCUAUGUCCACGAGUCGGUCUAUGACGAGUUCUUGGCUGCCCUGGUGCAGAACGUGAAAGCUCUUCAAGUUGGCGUGGACGAGACCUCGUUCCUGGGGCCUUUGGCCAACGAAGACAACUUCAAGCGUGUCAAGGGCCUGCUGGGUGACGUUGAAAAGGCUGGACUGAAAAUCGCAGUUGGGGGGACCCAGCCAAUUGCCGACAGAAAGGGCUUCUAUCUCCCCGCCACCGUCAUCGACAACCCACCAGACGAGUCGGCUAUCGUGGAGCAGGAACAAUUCGGACCCGUACUCCCUCUGCUGAAGUGGUCAGAUGAGUCCGACGUCAUCCAGAGAGCGAACAAGACCGAGGUUGGGCUCGGUUCUUCUGUGUGGACUCGGGACGACGAACAAGCCACACGCAUAAGGAAACAGCUGAAGUCUGGAAAUGUGUGGAUCAACACACACGCUGAGAUCGUCCCCAACGUCCCCUUUGGAGGUCACAAGCAAAGUGGACUCGGCGUUGAGUGGGGCGUGGAAGGGAUGAAGUCCUACUGCAACUUGCAGGCUGUGUUCACCAGACCACACGCCUGAGAUAUCCGAAGGUUCGAGUAGAUAAUGUACAUUGUUACCCAUUUUCUAUGCUCGGUGCAAAUCGUUGUGGGCUACCACUCACUGGUGGACGCAAGUAGGGCUUCGGAACAUUGAAUGAUGUCAGAUCUUUAAAUCAGUCCUCGGGAUCCUUUCGCUUUUUUGGCGGGACCAAAAACAAAUCAAUUACAGCGGCCGCUUUAUCAACAUCCGAGUUGGU
Messenger RNA from Diaporthe batatas, 1920 nucleotides. RefSeq lists its product as uncharacterized. Bases 255 to 1703 code for a protein of 482 amino acids. The transcript is spliced from 4 exons. NCBI's taxonomy places the organism in Eukaryota, Fungi, Ascomycota, Sordariomycetes, Diaporthales, Diaporthaceae. Gene Ontology annotation, molecular function: aldehyde dehydrogenase (NAD+) activity. The record is from RefSeq and is a predicted model, not a curated record.